Molecule: messenger RNA, 3530 nt
Organism: Schistocerca piceifrons (Central American locust)
Lineage: Eukaryota; Metazoa; Arthropoda; Insecta; Orthoptera; Acrididae
Product: GPI inositol-deacylase
Exons: 15
Coding region: 191-3307 (1038 amino acids)
Biological process (GO): endoplasmic reticulum to Golgi vesicle-mediated transport; GPI anchor metabolic process
Cellular component (GO): endoplasmic reticulum
Molecular function (GO): phosphatidylinositol deacylase activity
Source: RefSeq, a predicted model, not a curated record
UUUGGUUGCACUACAAGGCGCUGACGCGCAAGUGCCGGCAUGCCGGGUGAAGAUGUAUAUUUACAGCGAUAAAAUAAAUGGAAAUAUAAUUUGUGUUUAUUACUGUACUGUUUGCUGUGAAAGAAAAUGAACAGUGUCAAACAAGGAGAAGUUUUUGUAACGUGUCAUCUCUAUCUGCAGGAGAUUAGUUAUGGCUGCAGUGAACGCCUUCGUAAUCUUAUCCUUAGCCGUAUUUAUGAUUUUCUGCAUCGGCAUUCGUAACUUUUUAGUAGAUUUUGAAGAAAAUGGCUGUGAAAUGACAUAUAUGUUCGAGUAUCCUCAAUAUGUCAAAAUCUCUCUCCCACAAAAUGUAACAAAAAAGUACAGCCGCUAUGGACUGUAUGCUUAUGGAGAAGGCCAGUUUACUGAGAAAUUGAGACAUAUGAUAUUUAAUGGCGUACCAGUACUCUUCAUUCCAGGAAAUAGUGGUUCCCACAAACAAGUCCGUUCAUUGGCAUCUGUCAGUCUCAGGAAAGCUAUUUCCUCACAUUCAAGGUUUCAUUUUGAUUAUUUCUCAUUGGAUUUCAAUGAAGAAUAUUCAGCAUUGUUUGGAGGGGUCCUUCAAGAGCAAACAGAAUUCCUUCAUAUCAGUAUUAAGAGAAUUCUUUCAUUAUACGAGAGAAGUCCGUCAAAACCAAAUUCUGUUGCACUUGUUGGACAUUCAAUGGGUGGUGUAGUGGCAAGAGGCUUAUUCAUGUUGCCUGAUUUCAAUACAUCACUUGUAAAAGUGAUAGUGACAUUAGCAACACCACAUGUAUCUCCUGUCCUCUCUGUCGACUGGCAUUUAUCUUCAUACUUUGGUAAAACCAACGUAUUUUGGGGAACACACAGGAAUGAUCAGUUGAAGAAUGUCACUUUUGUUUCACUGGGUGGAGGACACCGUGAUGUUAUGGUUCAGUCGGCACUUACAAUUAGUUCCUCUGCUGACAUCAACAUUCUGACAACAGAUGUGCCAACUGUUUGGCUGUCCACUGACCAUCUGUGCAGUCUGUGGUGCAAACAACUUGUUUUGGUCCUAGUGAGAGCUUUUUUUGAUAUUGUGGAUAUUUCAACAAAACAAAUAUCUGACAACCCAGUACUUCGCAAAGACAUUUUCUACUAUCACCUAGUCCAUAGAACAGGUGGCAAACGUUUCUCCAUAUCGGAGCAUCCACAUCAGUUGCUGUUAAGUGCAGAUGCAGAAUGGGAGGAAUAUCUUCAGAGAAAGCUAUCAAUAUCAGAACCAUAUGGACUUCGAGGCACACGUCAUACUAUGGUGCGUUUGAUGAAUGAUGAGAAACAUCAUUGGCUUACUGUAGUUGUCAGUGGUCUAGAAGCCAAAGACUGGAUCUUUGUAUGCUCAGCAGAUGUUGUUUGGAAGUCUUCAAGAAUGUGUGAUAUUGGUGUCAAUCUCUCAAAUGAAACAGUGUUCCUUCCUUCUGCAUCAGUGAAGAGAAAAAUGAUACAUGUGGACUUACUGAAAUUGAAGGCUAACACAUCAUUCACCCAUGUUGUGUUACGGUUAUUACCUACAAGUAAUCCACUGCAGCUUCAUAUAGAUGUCCAUUCAUCAGAGCGACAUUUUGUAGUCCCAUUGCCACCUUUACUGCCAUUUUCACGUCCAGUUAGUAUAUUACCAAAACUGACAGAUGAGAAGGCAUUGCAUUACCGAUUUUAUUUGCCAGAUCUGGAAAAGCUAUGGCAAGCAUACCUACUUUAUAUAAAACCUGUUACUUGCCGCAGUGGUGCACACCAAGCAGUUGCAAAGUUUUAUGUGCCAUGGAAUAAGGAAGCAGUUCAUAAACUUGUGACCGGCAAGUCAGCAACUCCAUUGAAGGUGAAACUGCAGUCACCAAAGCCAGCAUUAUACAAUGGAUCCAAACACCCACACAUUGAUCUAAUAUUGGAUGCUUCUUGUCAGUACAUGUUAAGCAUCCAGCCCUCCAUAGCUGACAGUCUUGGACAGUUAGUACGAUUCUACUCACCUCAGCUGCCAGCAUAUGUGGCCACCAUACUGUUACUUGUACUGCGCCAGCAAAUAGUAGAACUCUCAAAAACUGGAAGCUGUGUCAUGUUUCAUACUGCUUUGGGAACAGGUGGCAAAGCAUAUAACUUGUUCUUUGUUGCCAUAAUCACUUCUCAAAUACUUAGGUGGUGCAUGGAUAUAAUGCCCUUGUCAUUCCUCAAGGAAUCAGGUGUGAUGCCUGUGCAGUAUUUAGACACUGAUACUUUUCUUUUGUCAUCAAUACUGUAUAUGGUUUCAUUCACUAUCGUCUUCCUGAUGGGAGUGUUUUGCUGGGCAGCCAUUAUUCUGUCUGGGCAAGCAGCUCACAAAAUGGCACUGAGAUUUUUGGCCAAAACUGUAACAGGUGUUAUUGUUUUGUCUGACUGGACUCUGUCAGCAUUGUCUCACCUACCUGCCACUGUUGCUGUAAUUCUUCUGGCACUUACAUUUAGUACAUGUGGUUCACUGAGCCUCUGCAUUGGAUUAUUUUUCUUCUUCUUGAUGUUGUGCAAAAUGUAUGAAGAUUACCUUGAGCAACUUGUGAGAAUGUCUCUCCAUUUCAUUGCAAAAACUUUGAAAGGUGCUACUAAAAAGAAACAGAACCUGCCAGACAGGAACAAGGAAGAAGAAAAGGAAGAGGACAACAAUAUAGAAGAUAAAAAGAAUGAAGAGAAUAAAACUGCUUUGGAGAACACUAGGAAAGAUGAUGACAAAAUUCCUGGAAUAGAGCACAAAGAAAAUGAUACAAAUAAUGAUGUUACUAAUAAUGAUGUUACUAAUAAUGAUGCUGCCCAGGAUGAUGACCUCAAUGAGAAGAAAAAUGAGAAGUAUGGAAGUAAUGGUAAUGAAGAAAACAAAGUAAAAGAUGAAACAGAACAGGGAGCAACUCCAGAUGCAAAGGAAAGCAAGGACAGUGACAACUCUCUUUCUGCACUCCAUUUUAAUUUUACCAUUUUUAUAAUCUGGCUCACAGUGUGUGCUCUUAAUGUGCCAAGUGCCCUAGUGUGGGCUCAUAAUUACAGGUAUAAUAGAAGACUGGAACCUGAUCCAUCACUGCCUUUAAGUGUUGUUCUGUGUACUUGUGCAGGAUUUCUGUGGCAGACAAAUGUGCCAAAAAAUAAUUUAAAAUACUACAACACUGUCUCAAAAAUGUUGUAUGGACUUGCGGUCUUUGCUUUGUGCUAUGGCCCAUUGUCACUUUAUGUAAUGAGUCCUGUAUUGGCAACAGCAGUUGCUAUUGUUACCAUUCACCAAAUGUUCUUCCCAUCUUCUUCAUCAAUGUGAUAUUUGAUGUUUAACAUAUAGACUUUAUUUUCGUGUGUUCUUAUAUGUGCUUUUUUGCUACUUAACAAAGACUGUACAAAAUUUGUAACAAAGAACAGAUGUGAUAUUUAUAUGUUUGUUAUAGAGAUGUAUUUGUAGUAUUCAUGGAUUGUGAAUUAGAUACUAAAUAUUUAUAGGUAAUUUAUAUUUUGUGUAACAUGAGAGUAAAGCAGAAUUAUGAGCA